AUGGCCUCUGCAUCCAGUGUUGCAGCUCCCCCGAGCACCGUCUUCCCUCGCAGCCAUGUCGGUUUCGACAGCAUUACCUCUCAGAUUGAGAAGAAGCUCUUGAAGCGUGGUUUCCAGUUCAAUGUUAUGUGUGUCGGCCAAACUGGUCUCGGAAAGUCGACCUUGAUCAACACUAUCUUUGCUUCACAUUUGAUCGACUCCAAGGGUCGCCUGACCCCCAAUGAGCCCGUUCGCUCUACAACUGAAAUUCAAACCGUCUCUCACAUCAUCGAAGAAAACGGUGUACGUUUGAGGCUCAACAUUGUCGAUACCCCCGGAUACGGUGACCAAGUCAACAAUGACCGAUGCUGGGACCCCAUCGUCAAAUACAUCAAAGAUCAGCACUCUGCCUACCUCCGCAAGGAACUUACAGCUCAGCGAGAACGUUACAUCCAAGAUACACGUAUUCACUGCUGCCUUUUCUUCAUUCAACCAUCCGGCCAUGCCCUGAAGCCCAUCGAUAUCGUCGUCCUUAAGAAGCUUUCCGACGUUGUUAAUGUUGUCCCCGUUAUUGCCAAGUCCGACUCCUUGACCUUGGAAGAGCGACAAGAAUUCAAAGAGAGAAUCAAGGAGGAGUUCACUUUCCACAACUUGAAGAUGUACCCCUAUGACAAUGACGAAUUGGAUGACGAGGAGCGCGUGAUGAACGCCCAGAUCAAAGAUAUUAUCCCAUUCGCCGUCGUCGGAAGCGAGAAGAACAUUGUUGUCAACGGAAAACAGGUGCGCGGCCGCCAGAACCGCUGGGGUGUGAUCAACGUCGAGGACGAGAACCACUGCGAAUUUGUUUACCUCCGCAACUUCUUGACCCGCACCCACCUUCAAGACCUCAUUGAAACAACCAGCCAAAUCCACUACGAGACUUUCCGCGCCAAACAACUCAUGGCGUUGAAGGAGAGCAGCGCUGCUGGAGGUGCACACACUGGUGGAAGCCGACCCAUCAGCCCAUCUGCUGAUCGUGAGUUGAGCCGGAACUCUCAGAGAGUCACCAUGAACGGCUACUAG
This is a messenger RNA of Talaromyces marneffei, 1041 nucleotides long. RefSeq lists its product as uncharacterized. Lineage: Eukaryota; Fungi; Ascomycota; Eurotiomycetes; Eurotiales; Trichocomaceae. The record is from RefSeq and is a predicted model, not a curated record. The coding region runs from base 1 to 1041 and encodes 346 amino acids. Gene Ontology annotation, molecular function: GTP binding; GTPase activity; molecular adaptor activity. Gene Ontology annotation, cellular component: septin ring; septin complex; cell division site. Gene Ontology annotation, biological process: cytoskeleton-dependent cytokinesis. The transcript is spliced from 6 exons.